CCGAACCGGCUCUAACUGUUAUCGAGAGUGGCCAUCCCCAGAGCCCAUAUCGAUACUGAUUGCGAUCAAAUACCCUUGUACAGAUACGAAUAUUGCCCAUUCCUUGUGAUUUCUUCUGCAAGAAGAAGAAGAAGACGAGCUUUUGCCCUACCCUUUUCUCUUCGCUUUCUGUAUCGUCCGCCAUUUCUGGGUUCUCUAUUCUCUCGGUUCUGGUAAUCACUUCAAUUCAUCAACAACUCUACCUUGCAACGUCCUGUUGAAUAUUCCGUCCAACAUCAUGGUUUUCUACCUUUUGUUCUGAUUCAUCUGAUUGAACCAAAAUCAUCUCAUCCCAAGUUUGUUUCUAGGCUUAAAUUGUCGAUGUUUGUACGCAAGCGUGUUUGACUUAGCUAUGCCUAAGCUUAGACGCAAUUUCUCAUGAAAUAGAGCGGCUCUGGUUUGUGAAACCCUUCUUCUGCUCAAGCUUUGCUCGUGUUUUGUCCAUGGAAGCCGUUUCUCUCUCUCGCCACGGGGCUUCGCUCCCUCUUCAUGGCUAUGGUUACCAGGAGCUUGGGUUUUCCAGUGCUUCAUCUUCUCUGCCAAUUAAUUCGUCUAGGGGUCUUCGAUAUAGGUCCUCUCUACAUCAACAAGCAAAUUUGAGAAAUGCUGCUCAACGUUAUUGCUUCUCAUCCAUCGUCAGAAAAUGUGCUGGCGUCUCUUGGUGUUAUCUUACUCCGAACAAAAAUCUAUACAAUCCUUGGUACAACAAACUGCUUAGUGGAAAAAGAAACCCCCGGUACGUCCUUGUUAGGUCAGGAGUUGCAAAAAUGGGAACUCAUGAAGCUGGUUAUCCAUUAUCAGAAGUACCAUUGAGCUCAAAAGUCAGAGGAGCAUGCUUUUAUGCUACUACUGCAAUUACAGCUAUUUUUCUCUUUAUGCUUAUGCUGGUGGCACAUCCAAUUGUGUUAUUGAUGGAUAGAUACCGCAGAAGAAUUCAUUAUACAAUUGCUAAAAUGUGGGCAAGUUUGAGCAUCGCUCCAUUUUUUAGGAUCAAAUAUGAAGGGUUGGAGAAUUUGCCCUCUUCAAAUUCUCCUGCUGUGUACGUUUCCAACCAUCAGAGCUUUCUAGACAUAUAUACACUUCUUACCCUUGGCAGAAGCUUUAAGUUCAUUAGCAAGACUGCAAUAUUUCUCUUUCCAAUUAUUGGUUGGGCUAUGUUUAUGAUGGGUGUCAUUCCUUUGAAGCGCAUGGAUAGCAGAAGCCAAUUGGACUGUCUGAAGCAGUGCAUGGAGCUUAUAAGGAAGGGUGCAUCUGUAUUUUUCUUUCCUGAGGGAACACGUAGUAAAGAUGGAAAAUUAGGUGCUUUCAAGAAAGGAGCAUUCAGUGUUGCAGCAAAGACCAAAGUGCCCGUUGUACCCAUUACACUCAUGGGAACUGGUAGCAUUAUGCCACCGGGAUUUGAAGGGAUCUUGAAUAUGGGAUCCGUGAAAGUCGUUAUCCACAAGCCUGUCGUCGGAAUUGAUCCAGAAGCAUUGUGCAAUGAAGCUAGAAAUGUAAUUGCAGAUGCCCUGAGUAAACAAUGUUGAGGUCGUCUGUUGAAAGUGAUUUUUGAUUUCAUUACUCAGAUUUCAAUCACCUGAUGUGGAGUAUCUAUACUUUUUACGAGUUGAUGAACAAGCAAGCAGUAGUGGCUAUAGGUGGCUUGAUUGAUUAUUGGGAUUUGGGUUCAAGUUUGUAGAACGUUUUGGUGAGAAUGUAUAUCAAUGGAGGAAGUGAAGAGAUUUAAAGGCCUUAAAGGACCUGCACGAGUACUUUUUGGAUUGUACAAACGCAAAAGAAUUUUGAAUUUGGUUCGUAUUUUUGCAUCAUCAGAUGAAUGAAAAGAAAAAUCGUAAGUCUUUCGGAUUUGUAUCUUUUGGUCGUUGACCUGCACGACCCUGCAGAUUUUUUUGCGGUAUGGUAAUUGUAUAUUUUUUUUUAUGGGGUUUGGGUUGGCUUAGUAUUGGCAGUGGCCAAGCAAUUUUCUAAA
Molecule: messenger RNA, 2008 nt
Organism: Cucurbita moschata (crookneck pumpkin)
Lineage: Eukaryota; Viridiplantae; Streptophyta; Magnoliopsida; Cucurbitales; Cucurbitaceae
Product: 1-acyl-sn-glycerol-3-phosphate acyltransferase 1, chloroplastic-like
Exons: 9
Coding region: 483-1565 (360 amino acids)
Biological process (GO): phosphatidic acid biosynthetic process
Cellular component (GO): membrane
Molecular function (GO): 1-acylglycerol-3-phosphate O-acyltransferase activity
Source: RefSeq, a predicted model, not a curated record